AUGUCGCAGCCGUUAAAGAACGUAUUAGUGAAAUUGAUUGUUAAUGCCGGUCAAGCAGCCCCAUCUCCACCAGUCGGUCCGGCUUUAGGUUCGAAAGGUAUUAAAGCCAUGGAUUUUUGUAAAGAAUUCAACGCCCGUACAGCAUCCUAUCAUCCAGGCACACCCAUCCCAGUGCUUAUUACGAUCAAGCCUGAUAGAUCAUUCAGUUUUGAAAUGAAGUCACCACCAACCGGCUAUCUUUUGUUGAAAGCAUUGGGUAAGGAGAAAGGAAUGGGCCAACCAAACGUUACAACUGCGAGUGGUACGGUUGGAGAACUUUCUUUGAAGCACAUUUAUGAAAUUGCCAAGAUAAAAAAAACUGAUGGCAGACACACAUCUUUGGAGAUGGAGGGCAUUGUAAAGUCAAUUGUAGGGGUAGCUAAGAGUAUGGGUAUCAAAGUAGUUCCUUAG
Molecule: messenger RNA, 450 nt
Organism: Lachancea fermentati
Lineage: Eukaryota; Fungi; Ascomycota; Saccharomycetes; Saccharomycetales; Saccharomycetaceae
Source: the annotation of a GenBank genome assembly